AUGGACCGCGUGGAUGAACUGGAGGCCAGGUUGGAGGAGCGGCAUGACCAACCGUUGAGCGAAGAGCCCUUGUCACUCACUGAAGAUGCUUCAGCAAGUCCUAGGCAUGAUGAGAUGCCGAAUUCUCCUCUUCACGACGCCACGGCCCCUUUGUCUACUGACACUUCUGAUACAGCUACGGUCCUAGAGUUCUUGGCUUGGGGCCGUAAGAAGGAUGUGGAUUACGGCUCUUCACCAGAACACACCAGUGGGCCGAGACGGUUCAGCGUAGAACACGACACAGUUACUACAUCCAACAUAAUUACCGAGAAUAGCAGAGAUGCGCAGCUCGACGUUCUGGAAGCCCUUCUUCCCAACAGGGACCUUCUUUCACGGCUUGUUGAAUACCACAAUAGCUCCGUGCUGUGGUAUCAUGGCUCCUACUCUUCAACCAUAUUCAACCAGGAUUUACACCUUUUUCUGACCGAAUACGAAAGCAAUAUUCGCAGUGAAGAGUUGAACUUACAGUGGCUGGGUCUUUUGUUUUCCAUCAUUACUGGAAGCAUCACAUGUGCCCCGUCGUCUGUACGCCAAUCGUGGGGACUUUCUUUGGCCGAGAAAACAGUCUUGUCACAGCGUUGGUAUGACGCAACUGUGACAUGCCUCAACCUUGCUGCACAUAUACUGGGCAAAUCAAACAGCCAGUCCGUUCUACUUGCCUCGGCCGGACGCAUUGCGCAAAGCUUGGGUCUGCACCGCCUUGGCCCUGAGAAUGCAAGUGCUGCCACUACCAAGCAGCAGCUUCGCCACCGGGAAGCGGGAAGAAGAGUGUUUAAUCAGCUCUGCACUCAAGACUGGUUCCAAAUCCCCUUUUCCGAGUCCUACUCGCUCAACCCUCGCUUCUUUCAGACCGCGAACCUUUUGAACUGCAACGAUGAAGACAUGACGCCGCAACCCUUAUCCACACCGACCGAAGCGAGCUACUGCAACUAUCGCUAUGAUAUCGCUGCACUUAUGCCACAGCUUCUGGACGCCAUGUCGAGCUGCAAUACGCUCUUCACAAAGUACGAGAAGGUACUGCAGUACGAUGAGAAGAUGCGAAAACUAGCUACAGCAUGCAUGCCUACGUUCCUAUCUACCAACGCGCCGGUGGCCAACAACUGGCCAAUAUACGUAGGGUGGGCUAGAAGGUCGCUGACCAUCUGCGCUUCGCACAAGAUCAUCAUGAUACAUCGAAAAUUUCUGGGCCUUUCAUUCACAAACUCGGCGUUUUCUUUUACACGCCGCACGUGUAUAGCAGCGUCGAAGACAAUCUUGAAAGAGGCGCUAUCUGUAAACGAUGAGCAGGGCCCCAUCCUGUGGAUUGAACAGGCGUUUUCCAUCGCAGCUGGCAUCAUUCUCAGUCUCGAUGCGCUGCAUCGCACUGCAGGCGAGAAGGAGAUUGACGAACAUGGGCGGCUUGUCGCAGAUACAAUCGACUACUUGAAGCGGUUCGAGGAUAGCAAGAUUGCCUCUAGAGGUAUCCAAUUGCUAUCGGCACUGCAAAGAGAGCUCCAAGAGGGCGGAACAAUCGGAAGCAGGAAGCGGCAGCGAGCAGCAGAGUCUAGUGAUACGGCUCCUCAAUCGAGGAAACGGGCCCGCAUGUUGGACGUGGAGAGCUUCAUCAAUAACGUAUCGCAAAAUCUCCAAGUGACAGUGCCUACGAGUGCGCCAACAGUACAGGUGUCUGAGAGCGUGGGAGACGCUUCAUGGGAGUCUUUUGUAAACAUGCUGCCGCCACAGACGGUGCUGGGAGGCCACAGUCUAUUCGACGAUUUGCUUUCGUUUCGAUUCUGA
Molecule: messenger RNA, 1815 nt
Organism: Exserohilum turcica Et28A
Lineage: Eukaryota; Fungi; Ascomycota; Dothideomycetes; Pleosporales; Pleosporaceae
Exons: 2
Coding region: 1-1815 (604 amino acids)
Source: RefSeq, a predicted model, not a curated record